Molecule: messenger RNA, 3975 nt
Organism: Harpia harpyja (harpy eagle)
Lineage: Eukaryota; Metazoa; Chordata; Aves; Accipitriformes; Accipitridae
Gene: NAA16
Product: N-alpha-acetyltransferase 16, NatA auxiliary subunit
Exons: 18
Coding region: 1053-3287 (744 amino acids)
Biological process (GO): N-terminal peptidyl-methionine acetylation
Cellular component (GO): cytoplasm; NatA complex
Molecular function (GO): protein-N-terminal amino-acid acetyltransferase activity; protein binding
Source: RefSeq, a predicted model, not a curated record
CUUUACUUGAUUGCUUGGUGAAGAAUAUGAUUUAUGAAAGAUUAAGCCAGGUUACCAGUUCAAUCCAGGAAUAGUGCUGAUGCCUGAUAAAUUACUCAAAGCAUGGUCUUAGUCUAAGUACACUGUUAAAGUGCACAUAAAUUCUUUUCAACUGAAUUGUCUUGUUCUAGGUGAGACAGGUAUAUGAAGAUGCUACAUUUAACUUUGAUCCAUGUCCUGAAUACUUGAACUCAGAUAGGCAAGGCAGGAUUUGUAGAAAGGAGUAGCAGUAUUAGACCAGCUGCUGUAACUGUAUCCAAAAUUGUUUUGUCCCUGUUUCCUGUUUAGUCUUAAAUCAUCAUGGCAGCAAUAGCAGCUUUCCUAGCAGUCUCAAAGACGCAUAUGGAGUUUGUGUGCUUCAGCUGGCUGAAAUUAAUUUGGUGUUCCCGUAGAAAUGCAGAACAGUGUCUCUUGCUUGUAUAUUAGAAGUUUCCCUCAGAGUUAAUUCUCACAAGUCUUUUCCUUUGGCUGGAGUCUUUUAUCUUUUACUCUUGAUAAUUACAAACCUGCUUUAUAUUUUCAUAUCUAGAACUUAAUUUAGGGCAUGAGUCUUCCUAAGAAAGAGGGAACUUACAGUUCUGUUUCUUUGAUUAAUUCGACCACAUUAAAUUUUUUAUGUGGUUUCUCAACUUUGAGAUAUGAAGUUUAGAAAUGAUUGUAUCUUUGGAGGGAACGGUUGGCUUUUGUUUCAAUUCAAUAGCAUAAGAACUCUUAAAUAUUUUGGUUAUUAGCACUGUGAGUUAUUUGUGCCAUCUUAACUGAAAGCGAGUGAAGGAUGCAUAUGCCUCUCCCCAAGAUUUGCUGUGUUUUACUGCUUCAGAGGCACAUAGGAGAGCUUCUUCAGAGAACUUUUGAGCCACUGGUAAUUUGAAAAUUCAAGUUGGCAUGUCUAUGGUCUUUUGCAACGUUCUGAUAAGAAAUACGAUGAAGCCAUCAAGUGUUACCGGAAUGCACUCAAACUAGAUAAGGAUAAUCUACAGAUCUUGAGAGAUCUCUCUUUGUUGCAGAUUCAGAUGAGAGAUUUAGAAGGAUAUAGAGAGACAAGAUACCAGCUACUUCAGCUGCGCCCCACACAACGGGCUUCCUGGAUCGGAUAUGCCAUUGCAUACCACUUACUAAAAGAUUAUGAUAUGGCCUUAAAACUACUUGAAGAGUUUAGGAAAACCCAACAGAUUCCUCCUAACAAAAUAGAUUAUGAAUAUAGUGAACUGAUUUUAUAUCAAAAUCAAGUGAUGAGAGAGGCAGAUCUAUUUCAGGAAUCUUUAGAACAUAUAGAGACAUAUGAAAAGCAAAUAUGUGAUAAAUUAAUAGUAGAAGAAAUCAAAGGAGAGAUGUUACUGAAGUUGGGAAGACUGAAAGAAGCUGGUGAAGUAUACAAAGAGUUAAUUGAGCGCAAUGCAGAAAACUGGCAUUAUUAUGAAGGCUUGGAAAAGGCCCUACAACCUAGCACUUUAGAAGAGAGGCUUCAGAUUUAUGAAGAAGUUAGUAAAAGACAUCCCAGAGCAGUUUCACCUAGAAGAUUACCUUUAAACUUUGUUUCAGGUGAAAAAUUUAGAGAACUAAUGGAUAAGUUCCUGAGGGUUAACUUCAGUAAAGGCUGCCCACCCUUGUUUACCACUUUGAAAUCUUUAUAUUACAAUCCAGAAAAGGUUUCUACAAUCCAAGAACUUGUUACUGGUUAUGAAGCCUCUUUGAAAACUUGUGACCUUUUUAGUACAUGUGAAAAUGGAGAGAAAGAGCCCCCAACGACACUGCUUUGGGUUCGAUAUUUCCUGGCACAGCACUUUGACAAACUUGGCCAGUGUUCUUUGGCCUUGGAUUACAUUAAUGCUGCAAUUGCAAGCACUCCAACAUUAAUAGAACUAUUCUAUUUAAAAGCAAAAAUUUACAAGCAUGUAGGUAACCUCAAGGAAGCUGCCAAAUGGAUGGAUGAAGCACAGUCUUUGGAUACUGCAGACAGAUUUAUCAAUUCUAAAUGUGCUAAAUACAUGCUGCGAGCAAAUAUGGUGAAGGAUGCAGAGGAGAUGUGCUCUAAAUUCACGAGGGAAGGAACUUCUGCUAUGGAAAACCUAAAUGAGAUGCAGUGUAUGUGGUUCCAGACUGAAUGUGCUGCAGCUUAUCAAAGGCUAGGGAAGUAUGGUGAUGCCUUGAAAAAGUGCCAUGAAGUAGAAAGGCAUUUUUUUGAGAUAACGGAUGACCAAUUUGACUUCCACACGUACUGCAUGAGAAAGAUGACUCUUCGUGCCUAUGUAGAUCUUUUGAGGUUAGAGGAUGUGCUCAGGAAACAUGCCUUCUACUUCAAGGCUGCUCGAUCAGCAAUUGAAAUCUACUUGAAGCUCCAUGAUAAUCCUCUUACCAAUGAAAGCAAAGAACAAGAAGUGAAUUCAGAAAAUCUCUCAGCCAAAGAACUGAAGAAAAUGCUUAGCAAGCAAAGGAGAGCACAGAAGAAAGCAAAACUUGAAGAGGAAAGAAAACAUGCAGAAAGAGAGCGACAACAAAAGAAUCAAAAGAAGAAGCGAGAUGAAGAGGAGGAGGAAACUAGUGGACCCAGGGAAGAGCUAGUUCCUGAAAAACUGGAAAGGGUAGAAAAUCCAUUAGAAGAAGCCAUUAAGUUCCUUAUACCACUUAAGAAUCUUAUUGGAGAUGACAUAGAAACACAUUUAUUAGCAUUUGAAAUAUACUUUAGAAAAGGAAAGUUUCUGUUAAUGUUACAGUCUGUCAAAAGAGCUUUUGCUAUCAACAGUAAUAACCCAUGGCUACAUGAGUGCUUGAUUAAAUUCUCUAAAGCUGGUAUGUGCGUAGGAAUAUCUGACCACAGUAACCUCCCAGAAAUUGUGAGCAAGGUCCUAACUGAAGAAAUGCAGAAAAUCUUUGUUAAUAAAAACUUGGAAAGUUUUAAUGAAGAAUUUCUCAAACACAAUGCUACCUCCAUUCAGCACCAACUGUCAGGUGCAAAGAUGAUGUAUUUCCUGGACAAAUCAAGACAAGAAAAAGCAAUUGCUGUUGCUACUAGAUUGGAUAAAAACAUGAGAGACAAAAAUGUGAAGACAUUAACAAAGGUUUUUGAGGCACUGCUUGAUGGUAGUUUUGGAAGCUGCCACACUCAGUGUGAAGAAUAUCAAGCAGCAUGUCAUAAACUGUUUCCUUUUACGUCUGCCUUUAUGCCUGCCACAAACGAGGAUGAUAGCAGCAUUGCAUCUGUGAAUCAUACAGCCAUUAACCAUGAUUUGCUGUCUAAUGAAAUUUGAAGUAGUGUGUGCAAGCCCGUGUGUGUGUGUACCUACAUGCACACACGUAUACAAAACUCUGACUCUCAUUACAUGCUGGCUGGAUACAGAUCAGGGUUGCUCUUCCGGGUUGUAUUUUAAUAUCUUUAACAGGUAAAAAAACAAAAUAUUUGGAUAGUUAUAUGAAAUGGAGUAUGCUAUUAGUUUUUUUCUCCCAACAAAAACUGCCAAUAUUUAUGUAAACAUUACCCUUAAUCAGCAUUUUUCAUGUUUAUACUUGUACAGUUUUAAGUCUUUUAAUAAUCCAUCAGCCCUCCCUCACAAAAAAUAUGGAUAUUAAAGACUGCUUUCACGUAAGUGUUGUUACAGAUAAAUGUGAUCUUAUCUUGUUAAUAAAUUAUCAUUUGAGCUUUUUUAGCAGAUUAAGACUGAAGUGCUGCUUGAAUUACCCUCUUCGUCUUCUACUGUUCUUUAGGUUUUUUUCUGGGUUUGUUGUUUUUUUGUUUUGGGGGGUUUUUUUGUUUGUUUUUUUUGUUGUUGUUUUUUUUUUAAUUUUAUUUUUAUCUUUGGUCAGUUUGGUUUCCUUUGAAGCACAAUGGCAAUGAAAGCAUUGGGGGUUUGCAUGUUUUUGUCAGGUGUGUGUCUUACAUGGAACCAGUGUUGAUGGAUAUGAAGAUUAAGUUUGUGUAAAAAAAAAAACAAAACAAAC